GUCGAUCCAGAUAUUGUUGACAUGGCGACAACAGGCAGCGUACAGGGAUCGGAUGAAGUCACGAGAGGAUCAGUAGGGGGUUCUGCCAACACUGCUGGAGAUGGAGAAAGACGUGAGGAGCUCGAGUCUGGGAGGCAGGGCAAAUGUGUGAAAGUGUACAAAUGUGAGGAGUGUGACAAGAAGUUUAGUUGUACUAGUAAUCUGAAGAGACACGUGCGGACUCACACAGGGGAGAAACCCUACAAGUGUGAGGAGUGCAGCAGGCAUUUCAGUCAGCUGGGUGCUCUGAAGACACACAUGCGGACUCACACUGGGGAAAAACCCUACAGGUGUGAGGAGUGCGGCAGGCAGUUCAGUCAGCUAGAAAAUCUAAGUAACCACAUCCGGACUCACACAAAUGAGAAACCAUACAGAUGUGGAGAGUGUGGCAGACAGUUCUGCCGUCUUAGUCAUCUGAAGAGACACAUGCGUGCUCACACUGGAGAGAAACCCUACAAGUGUGAGGAGUGUGCCAAGCAGUUCAGUCGACUGGGUCAUCUAAAGGUGCACAUUCGAAGUCACACUGGUGAGAAACCCUACAGGUGUCAGGAGUGUAGCAAGCAGUUCAGUCAGCUGGGUACUCUGAAGACACACAUGCAUGCUCAUACAGGGGAGAAACCCUACAGGUGUGAGGAGUGUGGCAGUCAGUUCAACCAGCUUGGUAAUCUGAAGUCGCACAUACGGACUCACACUGGGGAGAAACCAUACAGAUGUAAAGAGUGUGACAGGCAGUUUAGUGAGGCUGGUCAUCUGAAGAGGCACAUGCGUACUCACACUGGUGAGAAACCCUACAGGUGUGAGGAGUGCAGCAGGCAGUUCAUUGAGCUUGGAAAUCUGAAGAAGCACAUACGGACUCACACAGGAGAGAAAUCAUACAGAUGUGAAGAUUGCGGUAGCCAGUUCAGUGGGCUGGGUAGUCUGAAGAGACACAUGCAUGCUCACACUGGCGAGAAACCCUACAGGUGUGAUGAGUGCAGCAGGCAGUUUAGUCAACUAAGUCAUCUGAAGAGACACAUGCGGACUCACACAGGGGAGAAACCCUACAGGUGUGAGGAGUGCUACAAGCAGUUCAGUCGGCUGGGUCAACUGAAUGGACACAUGCGGACUCACAAAGGAGAAAACCUGCAUGUGUAA
Branchiostoma belcheri (Belcher's lancelet) is the source of this 1173-nucleotide messenger RNA. RefSeq names its product gastrula zinc finger protein XlCGF57.1-like. NCBI's taxonomy places the organism in Eukaryota, Metazoa, Chordata, Leptocardii, Amphioxiformes, Branchiostomatidae. The transcript has a single exon. The record is from RefSeq and is a predicted model, not a curated record. Bases 22 to 1173 code for a protein of 383 amino acids.